Molecule: messenger RNA, 1594 nt
Organism: Clupea harengus (Atlantic herring)
Lineage: Eukaryota; Metazoa; Chordata; Actinopteri; Clupeiformes; Clupeidae
Gene: c6h16orf46
Product: chromosome 6 C16orf46 homolog
Source: RefSeq, a predicted model, not a curated record
CUUUGGCCAGUAAAAGAGAGAUAAAUAUUUGAUGCCCUCCGUUGCCACUGCCAAAUACACUGACACAGAUAGCACUUGCAAGGCAGUCCCUGCUUGUUGGGGUCGUGUGUGCAAGAUGUGUAACUCUGCAGGGUAGUUGCCACUUUCCUCUGAAAGACCAUCAGAAUGGAGUCUUUCAGAGGCUUUGAAUCAGCUUGCGUCUAUGCUGCUGAUAAAAAGGUCUGCAUGACGGUGGAUACAGAAUGGGAUAUGGAAGAACAUCAGUUAUCAGACAGAGGCCUUGUCAAUGCACUUUUGGAUGCGAGUGAAGAAUGUUUAGCCAAAGACCAGGAUUCAGAUGUAUUUGAAAACCACACUGGCUGGGAAGAAGCUGUCCAGGGAUGGGGUAGGGGCCCCUCUCUCAUUAGCUUGUUCCAAAUGCAAAGGAGAGGUAAGAGACCGAAGACCUGGGAUGCAGACUCUCACUGCCUUCUUUGCAUUGACACAAAGAUAGCAGAACUCCAUGUAUCAGAAAAUGCAAGACAUGGUCCUGAAUUUAGCAGCGGCUCUGAAAAAAACACAAAGACCAUCCCAACCAAAGACUUAAAGACACGCCCAUGCAGCACAUGCUCUGCCAUUUCUUCCUACAAAAAUACAGUAGAACUCCUACCAAAACAAAAUUUCUUGGCAAACCCAAAAAAGGUCCCAAGCAUUAGUGGGCUGCUCAUCAACAGUACAGCUGCUACCUGCAUAGGCCUCUCGCACAACCAGGAGGAUGAGUGUCCAGUGCUGAAAGACAGGUGUGCUGGAAAUGUCACUCUCAUCAACUGCUUUGCUGUACUGCCUCCCCUCAAAGCUUCCUUGGAUAGAAAUGUGAGUAGCCCAGAUCACCUAAAAAGAGGAGAGCUUACCUUUGGAGCCGGCGUGCAGGACGUGGUUGAAAUUUUGCAGAGCGGUGCCUCAGCUACUGCCACUGCUGGGGGGAAUGGAGGUGUUGAUGGCAGAGGGGAAAUGAGAACAGACUCUCACGUGGACGCCAGGUCUGCUGAGGAUGGUUUACACAGCUCCAGUGCCUCCAAAUACUGGACAAAUCAGGACAGGCAUCGCCUGUUGACGGCUUUCAGCAUUCCCUUCACCAAGAGGUGCGACCAGGUCACUUACCGCCUGGGGAGGUACCCAAAACAGGAGGACCUGGCGAAAUCGCCUGCGAGGAAUAACAGCGGACAUAAACUCUACUUUGGUUACAGGGCCAAGAACAUCAGACGGGCAGAACCUGAACUGCCUCUACUGUUUGGAACCAGGGUUGCCAUCCCUGCCUCCACUCACCGUCUCUAAAGUGCUGAUUGUACUGCAUCUGUUGUUAUGGGUCAGUCACUUGAUUAAACAGAGGUUUGACUCUAGGUAAUGUCUUCAUAGAUGAUGUUCUAAGAAAAUGUUAACAGUAAACUAGCAUACAUUUACAAUUUAAUUAUUAGGUGAAUAUUGGCAUGCUUCUACACAAGUUACAAAGUUUUGGGAAACAGCAUACUCUAUUGAACAAGUUUCAUUCCCAAAAAUGAGUGGAUAUUGCUGAUGUAGGUGAAAUUGGUACCAGCCUCACAUGGGAGUAGCAGAC